UGCACUGCGACGCUCUCCCACUUAACGUACGACAGCGCCAUGACGACGCCGCACCUGACGCCGCUUGACGCCCGCGACGCCUCGUGGACGCUCAUUGUUGCACUUCGGUCGCCUCAUCCGCGCGACGUGGCCGUCUCGUUUGGCGCACGCGCGACCACUGUGGCGGUAGCGGAGGCGAGUUGCGUGGCGUGGUACGUGGACUGCAGCGUGCGCCUGGCCCCUGUCGCAGCCGGCCAAUGCGCCUACCUCGUCUAUUCGGUGCAGCACGUCAACGCACCGACGCCGCGAACGUCACCGCCGUGCGCCGCCGACGUUCCGUGCAUGCUCGCCACGUUAUCGGCGGUGCCCAAGCAGUUUGCGACGACGUAUGCGUAUGCGUGCCCCGGGUCGCUGCGCAGCAAGAAUGACAUCGUGCAGAGUCUCGUGGCCGCCGGCACUGUCGACGUUGCGCUCGUCACGCUCUCGGAUGAUCAGUCCAAAGUGUACGCGCAGUAUGAGCUGCGCGCACGGUCCGCCGAGAUCAGGCGCCAGCAUCCGUACAUAGCUCGCGAAGCCGCGCAUCGUCUCUACCUCGACGAGCGGCGCGGCGAGCUCUCACAGCGCGCGCUCAACGAGUACGCUGGUCGUGUUGCGGUAGAUCUCGAGCGCACGGCGCCACGUCCAACAUGCGACUUGGACGGUUUUGAUCCGACGGUCGACCACAGCACGCUACUGGCGACCGACACGACGCCGUACGUCGAGUUUGCUCAGUUCGUUGAUGACGCCGAGCGCAUCGAGUAUGAAACCUACGGCGCGUACGCGCGUGCGAACGACUACGCCGACUUUCACCUAAACCCGCUGCCCGACUUCAUCGCGGCUGUUGGCACCUCAAGGAAGCCAGUGCCAGCACCGCCCCGUACGAUUGCCGACGCAUUUGUCAUGACGCCCAUGCCAGCAGACAUGGACGUGUCGGUGCUCUUUGGGCGCCGUAUCAACAAGUGGGUCGCCACGACGACUUUGGACGACCUUGGAGAGGCCUCGGUCGUCCUCUUUUGGCCAAAGAAGCAUCGUGUCCGUCUUCUUGGCUUCGCCGCCGCGUGUCGGCUGCUGCAAGACGCGCUGACCGCACCGCCGACCGACGAUGUGCCGCUCGGGUACGACAGCUUGUCGGCGCUCGCGGCGGCCGUCAUGGAGAUGCUGUGUGACAAUGACGUCAUGACGUCAUAUGACGAUGUCAUGACGAUGCAACAGCUCGCAACACGGUAUGCGCCGCUUCGAUCGCUCUACAUUGCGCACGGCAUCGACCUCUUUGACGACGCUAUUUCCCGGUCCGGCAUCCAAUGGCUUGCGACAACGUGCGCAACGGUCGGCUGGCUGGACGUCGGGGCCGCGAUCGUCACGCUGGUGGACCAAGGCAUUGGGGACUGGCACAAAACGUUCACACAUCUCCCCCUCAACUGGUCCAAUCUGGCUACGACGCUUCAGUUCGUCACGGCGCUCCUCGACGCGUUGGGGCAGCCGCCCUACUGCGCCGAACUCGUGUUCUUGCUGUGGGACACGGUGGUCGCCAAUUUGGCGCACUUCCGGGACGAGCGAUAUGACGAAGCGACGCACGAUCGUGUACUGGUGCUGCGCUGCCUCUUGCAGCUCGAAGCACGCAUCCUCGCCGACGUCGAGGCGGCGUCGCCGACGACAAUGUGGCUCGGCGGUCGGCUGCCCUCGUCACUUUUCUGGGUCGUCCGUAGCUUCGUCACCGCGCCCACCACAGUGGUCUCGAUCGUGCAGCGUUUCCGCGCCGCCAUGGACCCGGCGCUGGUGCUGCUCCCAUUUGUCCUCGACGUCGGCAGCGUAGCGCAAAUUGCGCCGUUGUUGCCAGACGUGCGCGCGUCCAUGGCGUCGUGCGACCUCGUCUUUGACGUUGUCUGUGAUGCCGGGUCUGUCAUGUACAUGCUGCCCGAGUUUUACAGGAACGUGCUUCGCUGGCGGGGCGUCCAUGGUGGUCUUCUACGUGCGGUCUCGCCGUCGUUUGCCCGCUGCAGCCGACGCAUCGUCUAUGCACUCGUACGCGCCGUGCACAAAGGACUGGUCGUCACGGCUUGCGAAGCUUGCGCGAUUGCGGAUCUCCUUUUGGGCUACACCACGUGCCUCGUCGACAAGAGCUACAAGCAGCAGGGCUCGCCGUGCGGCGGCGAUGCCAACUACGACGGGCGCAAGGGCGACUACGGUACGCCCCCGACAAAGGCCAUGCACGCGGUGCUGCUCAUUCUGGACCGCCUCUCGCCAUUGCACGUACCGCGCUUUGUCGACGAUCUUGUGGACAAGGUUGUCAGUGACGAGCACGACGACACGCGACUGUACCACGCCCGACGCGUGCUCUACCCGACGAUUCGCUUCUUGGACGCCAAGCUCCCGAUGAAGUACGCCUCCAGUCGCGACGCGCUGUGCGCGGUGGUCCUUCCGAUGCUCACGGCGGCGGCGGCGAUCGCGUGCGGCUGUGACUACUGUACGACCACGGAAGAGAACCGCGCGUGGCUGACUUCAUGCGAUGAGCAAGAGCGCGAUGCGGCGCGCCUCGCGUACCUCCAUGCAACGCCACCGACCAUCAAGCGUGCUGCGGCGCUGUUGACAGCUAGCACCAAGUGCACCGAGACAGCGUAG
Molecule: messenger RNA, 2637 nt
Organism: Saprolegnia diclina VS20
Lineage: Eukaryota; Oomycota; Saprolegniomycetes; Saprolegniales; Saprolegniaceae
Exons: 1
Coding region: 40-2637 (865 amino acids)
Source: RefSeq, a predicted model, not a curated record